GGCAUUAAACAAGUGGGAGGCGCCAACAUGGCGGCCUUAAGCAUCGGCUCGCUGUUGUUUUGUUUCGCGUCAUUCUCUCUCCAAAUCUGUUCCUCCAAAUUCAUAUCCGAGCCUUGUUACAAACCUAUCGACGACGACAGACCAGCCUCGGUCAAGACUAAAGCCCGUCCACACGAGUAUGUGAACCAGUCGGAUCUUCCCCCGUCGUGGGACUGGAGGAACAUCGACGGCAAGAACUAUGUGAGCGUCACGAGGAACCAGCACAUCCCCCAGUACUGUGGCUCGUGCUGGGCCAUGGGAGCCACCAGCGCACUGGCAGAUCGCAUUAACAUCAAGCGUGGGGGAGCGUGGCCUUCAGCCUACCUCUCUGUGCAGAACGUCAUCGACUGCGGGAGGGCCGGCUCCUGCUACGGCGGGGACCACCUGAGAGUCUACGCUUAUGCGCACCAGAGAGGGAUCCCUGAUGAAACCUGCAAUAACUACCAGGCUGUAAACCAAAAGUGCGAGCUUUUCAACCAGUGUGGGACGUGCUCCUUCUUCGAGUCCUGCGCUGUGGUGCAGAACUUCACCCUGUGGAAGGUGGGAGACUACGGGGAAGUGUCGGGAAGAGAGCACAUGAAGGCAGAAAUCUACACCAAUGGGCCCAUCAGCUGCGCUCUGAUGGCGACCGACGGCCUGGAGGAAUACUCCGGGGGGGUUUUCUCCGAGUUUCACCCGCUCUCUCUGCCCAACCACAUCGUGUCGGUGGCGGGCUGGGGCGUGGACGGCGAGGGCACCGAGUACUGGGUCGUCAGGAACUCCUGGGGAGAGUUCUGGGGAGAACACGGCUGGGCCAGGAUCGUUACCAGCGACUAUAAGAGGGGGAAGGGCAACUGGUUCAACCUGGGGAUUGAGAAGAACUGCGUGUACGGAGACCCGGUCGUCGCUCAGGGGCCUCAUUAAGCCCACACGCCGCUUUUUUUCUGUUUAAAAAUUGCUAUUUUGUGAGAUUAAAAUUGAAUUAAACUUGUUUAUUUCAACUGCUUAUUCACUGAGUCUUUAUUUCUAAACUGUCAUAAAAAGAUGCAAAUGUGGAUUAAAGGGUUUUUUUAAGGAA
Menidia menidia (Atlantic silverside) is the source of this 1096-nucleotide messenger RNA. The record is from the annotation of a GenBank genome assembly. NCBI's taxonomy places the organism in Eukaryota, Metazoa, Chordata, Actinopteri, Atheriniformes, Atherinopsidae.